Molecule: messenger RNA, 3077 nt
Organism: Sciurus carolinensis (gray squirrel)
Lineage: Eukaryota; Metazoa; Chordata; Mammalia; Rodentia; Sciuridae
Gene: B4galt7
Product: beta-1,4-galactosyltransferase 7
Exons: 6
Coding region: 87-1070 (327 amino acids)
Biological process (GO): proteoglycan biosynthetic process; carbohydrate metabolic process
Molecular function (GO): xylosylprotein 4-beta-galactosyltransferase activity
Source: RefSeq, a predicted model, not a curated record
GGGAGGCGGAGGCGCCGCGUAGGACCCGGGGGCCGGGUCGGCGGGGCUGUGAGCUCCAGCCCCAUGUACAGCCGCCUCCCGCCACGAUGUUCCCCUCCCGGAGGAAAGCGGUGCAGUUGCCCUGGGAGGGCGGCAGGUCCAGGUUGCUCCCCAGUGGCCUCCCCAGGAAAUGCUCCGUCUUCCACCUCUUCGUUGCCUGUCUCUUAUUGGGCUUCUUCUCCCUACUCUGGCUGCAGCUCAGCUGCUCUGGUGAUGUGGCCCGGGCAGCCAGAGGACAAGGGCAGGAGACCCCGGGUCCAUCCCGGGCCUGUCCUCCAGAGAUGCCCCCUGAACACUGGGAAGAAGAUGCAUCAUGGGGCCCCCACCGCCUGGCAGUACUGGUACCCUUCCGUGAACGCUUUGAAGAGCUCUUGGUCUUUGUGCCCCACAUGCACCGCUUCCUAAGCAGGAAGAAGAUCCAGCACCACAUCUAUGUGCUCAACCAGGUGGAUCAUUUCAGGUUCAACCGAGCAGCACUCAUCAAUGUGGGCUUCCUGGAGAGCAGCAACAGCACAGACUACAUUGCCAUGCAUGAUGUGGACCUGCUCCCUCUCAACGAGGAUCUGGACUAUGGCUUCCCUGAGGCUGGGCCCUUUCAUGUGGCUUCCCCAGAGCUCCACCCACUCUACCACUACAAGACCUACGUGGGCGGCAUCCUGCUGCUCUCCAAGCAGCAUUACCAGCUGUGCAAUGGGAUGUCCAACCGCUUCUGGGGCUGGGGCCGUGAGGAUGAUGAAUUCUACCGGCGCAUCAAAGGAGCUGGGCUCCAGCUUUUCCGUCCCUCAGGAAUUACAACUGGGUACAAGACAUUUCACCACCUGCAUGACCCAGCCUGGCGGAAGAGGGACCAGAAGCGCAUUGCAGCUCAAAAACAGGAGCAAUUCAAGGUGGACCGGGAGGGAGGCCUGAACACUGUGAAGUACCAUGUGGAUUCCCGCACAGCCCUGUCUGUGGGUGGGGCCCCCUGUACUGUGCUCAACAUCAUGUUGGACUGUGACAAGACUGCCACCCCCUGGUGUACAUUUGGCUGAGUUGGCUAGAUAGUAAGGAAGCACAUGCCUACCGGCCACACUUCUACUCAGGCUCAGGAAAAAACCUCAGGCCUCGGGUCCAGUUCCAAAGGGAUGUAGAGUGACCUGAAGAAACAGACAGCAAGCUCUGUGUUUGCAGCAGCUGUCCACCAGAGGCAGGCCUGAGCCAGGACAGGACAAAUGUGGAGGUCUGGAUGCUGCUGGCAGUAAACAGUGAGAGAGGCUAAAGAGUGGCUCCCAACUGGGACUCUCCACUCUGCCUUCCUGCUGACCCUUCUCUGCCUCCUUCAUAUGCUGAGGCCUGUGGGCAGUGGGAGGAUUGCACAGGACAACCCCAGCCUCAUGUUUGUUCCUUCCUGCUGAAUCACCUCCUGCAGAGAUACAAUUUAGAAGGUAUGCAGCUGAUGUAGGUGGUAAUUGUGAUUGGGAGGCUUCGAACUUCAGAAACCAGAGCACAAGAACCACAGAAAGCAACAGCCAAUACCAGUUCCCACUGGUUGUCACUAUACAGGAAUGUGGAUCUGCUGUCAACAGAUAUUCUGAUUUUUCAAAAGAAACUAGAAUGCUGGAUUCUUAAGUGAAAGCUUCUGAUUUUUAAAUGAUAGCAGCUAAUUGAAACUUGCAAAAUGUAUGACAGGCCAAACAAAAUGUGUUGUGGACCACUGGUUUGUCACCUUUGGCUGAGGGGAAGGGAAAGGGGCAAAAGAUGACACCUUUCAGUUGUCAAGGAAUUGCUGGCAAGGAAGUGGGGUAGGGGUGGAGGUGCUGGUCCAGGUGGAAAGAGAAGCAAAAAGCAUGAGUUUCUAGCACCACCUACCUCGGCCCUCUAGGCUUCUGGAUGGCUUCCUUGAGUCUGGGCAGUCUCACCACCUUCAGGCUCCAUCUGGUUGGGCUCUGACUCUGGGAGGGGUGCUUCUUCCUGUCUUACCGAGAAAUAGCAACUGAAGAAAUAGAUCCACAGGACUGGACUUAAGAUAGACAGCACCAGUUAGCCUCAGGUUGAGGCUUGAAGGAGGGAGGAUCAUGAUUCUAAGGUGGGAGGAAGAAGUUGGGGAGUGGAAUAAUCCCUGCAGUGUUCAUAGAAUUAAGGGAAAUUUCUAGCAGUCUCCAAGGAUCAUUACCAAGGAGAGGUGAGCAUGGGAGCCGAGGAAGUCUAUGAAAUUGGGGAAUGAUCUCGGAGGAAGCAUUUGGAGGGAAGCCUGGUGCCACAAGUGGGAGAUGAGGGACCCCGUGAAAGGUAGUUUGUUCAUUCCAGGCAUUUGACUGCCAGAAAUUUUGGGCAGAAGCCAGAGGAAACUUGGAACCAGUUAACGUUGAUUUGUUUAACAUUGGGACAUGUCAAGGGCUGCAGAAGGGAUUGAGGUCCCAGAGUUGAGGUCAACAGUGCUGGUUCAAAAAGACUCCUCCUCUGAGGAUGAUCUCAGGGUUGUUGGGUGCAGUUAUCUGGGUUGGGUACUGUACAACCUGUGUAAAAGUGGAGAGAUUUAAGCAGAGAUGGUUUGGAGUAGAACUUGAGGUUCUGAGGCCUAAUCCAGAGUUGUGACAUUGCCCAGUGAUUCAGCCUCACCUGCUACACUGGGGGGCAAACAGGCCUGGAUUACAAUGGAAAGGCAGGGAAGAUAGGGAUGAGACUCUGAGUGUCCCAGUGUCCCAGCAUCCCUCAUCUUGGACUUGUAUAUAAUACAGGCAGUGACACCUGCCUCUUGGAGUUGGUGGGAAUAGAUGUGAUAUCAAAGCCCCUAGCCCUGCAUUCACCUGUCAUGUAGGGGGAAGGCCUCCAAAAAUGGGAAUGUCUUCCUUUUCACUUGCACUAGAGGAGUGGAAUGAGCAGAAGGGACAAGAAGAUCUCUUCACCUUGUGGGAUCAGUCAACAGUACACCCCAUUAGGUGUGGUGGUACACACCUGUAAUCCCAGCAGCUUGAGAGGCUGAGACAGGAGGAUCAUGAGUUCAAAGGCCAGCCUUAGCAACUUAACAAGGCCCUAGCAACUCUCUAAAUGAAAUAUCU